This is a messenger RNA of Leguminivora glycinivorella, 7603 nucleotides long. RefSeq lists its product as uncharacterized. The record is from RefSeq and is a predicted model, not a curated record. Gene Ontology annotation, molecular function: ABC-type transporter activity; ATP hydrolysis activity; ATP binding. Gene Ontology annotation, cellular component: membrane. NCBI's taxonomy places the organism in Eukaryota, Metazoa, Arthropoda, Insecta, Lepidoptera, Tortricidae. Gene Ontology annotation, biological process: transmembrane transport.
CGAAUAAGUGAUUAUUAAGUACCUACUGGGAUUACAGUAAUAUUAGGUAGUAUGGCCCAGGACAGUACAGCAGAAAAGGGAAAGUUCCCAAUGUAUCGUACUGUAAAUUGUACAGGUUUGCAACAACCACCGAUAGGAUACUGAUAAGCUUGUCUGCUAUUGGCAGCGUUGUAGCAGGACUAAUGUUGCCAUUUUCCAUUAUUACGGUGGCCGGCAUCUUUAACGUAAUGGUAGAACAUGAGAAGAAUAUACUACUGUCCAAGCCUAUUGACAAUGCCAAGUUUUUGGAAGCCCUUCAUAAAUUUGGACUUCAGUACUCAUUGAUAGGUGUCACAGUAGUCGUUUCUUUGUAUGUUGGCACGGCUUUUGUUGAGAUUGCUGCCAUAAAUCAGAUCUAUCAGAUAAAGCAAGCGUAUUUAAGAGCCGCAAUGCACCAGGAUAUGGCCUAUUUCGACCAGCAACAGACAGGGGACUUUGCUUCGAAAAUGGCAGAUGAUAUUCUGAAACUAGAGGAUGGCAUCGGUCUUAAGGUAUCAACCUUCGUGUACAACAUGACUGGCUCCAUGAGCGCCUUCGUCAUGGCGUUCCUCAAGGGAUGGAAACUCACGCUCCUUUGCCUCAUAAUGGCCCCCGUAACAUUGCUCUUGCUUUUGGUGUCUGGUAUGAUAGCAAACCGAUUGGUCAAGAAAGAAACAGUUGAGAGCGGUCGAGCAAGCGCCAUUGCCGAAGAAGUGAUCAGUUCAGUCCGUACCGUGUAUGCGUACAAUGGGCAGGAAAAGGAAAUCGAGAGAUAUAAGGAGCCUCUUGCUAAAGCACGACAAAUUCGUAUAAAGAAAGAUAUUUUGUCGGGACUAGCGAUGAGCUUACUGACUUUAGGAACGUUUUGCUCCUACGGCUUGUCCUUUUACUUUGGCGCUUAUCUCAUGAUCAACGAGCCUCAGUCGUAUGAUGCCCAUGUCAUGUUCUCUGUAUUUUUUGGCGUUGUACAUGGUUUACAAUAUUGUGGGAUGGCGGGUUCCGUGGCUAACACCUUCGGGUCUGCCUGCGGCGCGGCCGCCCAAAUCUUCCGCCUCAUAGACAACACGCCCAGUAUAAAUCCUUAUAAGGAGACGGGACUGAAACCUUUGAGUUUUCAAGGCAAUAUAGACCUCAAAAAUGUUAUGUUCAAUUAUCCUACAAGACCGGAUGUAAUGGUCCUUAAAAACAUCAACUUAAGUAUAAAGCGAGGGCAGUCAGUGGCGCUCGUGGGGCACUCUGGUUGUGGAAAAUCCUCCAUCAUACAACUUUUAACCAGAUUCUAUGAUGUCGAUGCAGGCAGCGUGCGCAUGGACGGGCACGACGUUCGCAAUCUAUCAGUGCGGUGGUUGCGCGCACAAAUCGGUCUGGUGGGGCAGGAGCCUGUGCUGUUCAACACGACUGUCCGCGAGAAUAUCCGCUACGGCCGGGAGGACGCCUCCAACGCCGACAUACGAGCGGCCGCUGAGCAGGCGAACGCGCAUCAUUUCAUAAUCAAAUUACCUAUGGGUUACGACACGCUCGUCGGAGAGCGAGGUGUCUCCAUGUCAGGAGGCCAGAAGCAGCGCAUAGCCAUCGCCCGUGCUCUAGUGCGCAACCCUAGCAUCUUGCUUCUGGAUGAAGCCACCAGCGCGCUUGACAUGGCUUCAGAAUUGGAGGUUCAACUGGCUUUGGAAAAGGCUUCAAAAGGACGAACAACCGUAAUCGUAGCUCACCGGUUAUCGACGAUCAGGAACGCGAAUUUAAUCUGUGUGAUAAAAGACGGAGUCAUUGCUGAAGAAGGAAGCCACACGGAAUUGGUCGCCAAGAAAGGGAUCUAUUACGAAAUGGUGAAGCUUCAGGAGCCAGAUUUUAUUGAUGCUGGAUCUGUGCACAAGGACAUAUCUAUAAGUGAACAUGAUAUUCCGGAUGGUACACCAGCUUUAUCUCAAGAAGAAGAGAAGGAAGUAAAACGAGUAAGUUAUAGAAAUGCCCUAGCGCUUAACGCACCGGAAUGGAAGUGGAUAUUAGUCGGAUGCAUCUGUGGUUUUAUUGUGGGAUUCACAUUACCUCUAGCUGUUCUGGCUUUUGGCCAGUUAUUCGGGUCAUUAUCCAAUCCAGAUCCAGGUCUCAUGUUAAAAAACGUAUCUCACAUAUCAUUGGCAUGUGUUGGCAUAGGCCUCGCCAUUGGAUCUUCGUACUUUUUACAAGCGGUGUGUUUUGGGCUGGCGGGCGCGCACCUCACAGAGCGCCUGCGAUCAAAAAUGUUUACGCAUAUGCUACACCAGGACAUCGCGUUCUUCGACGAGCGAGCUAAUUCUACGGGCGCGCUAUGCGCACGGCUGUCUGCUGAGGCGGCACACGUGCAGGGAGCAACAGGUCAUCGAAUCAGCACAUUAGUUCAAUGCAUUGGCACCGUUGUCCUAUCCCUGGGCCUGGCCAUGACAUCCGAAUGGCGGGUAGCUUUGGUGGCACUGGCAUUUGUUCCUCUCGUGUUGCCCGUCUUUUACUACCAAAAUGGCAUCGCUACCAUUGUGGCUUCAAUGAAUGCUAAGGCUGUUGAGAAGAGCACUCAGAUAGCAGUAGACGCGUUGUCCAACAUCCGCACGGUAGCGUCCCUGGGACGCGAAUCUGCUUUUGUACGGGACUACGUAGCUCAGCUGGCCCUGACGCUGCCGUUCGCCAAACGCGGAGCUCAUCUCUUUGGCCUAGUCACCGGCCUGUCCCGAGCCAUGUUCAACUGGAUGAACUCUGCAGCCCUCGUUUACGGCGGAUACCGGGUCGCAUACGAGCGAUUGCCUUAUGAGAAAAUUUUGAUCACAACGCAAUGUAUUCAAAUGGCUGCAGGCACAGCGAACGAAGUGUUGUCGUACAUGCCCGACUUCCAGAAGGGAAUGUCGGCGGCGGCUCGUGUGUUGGAUCUGCUGAACACGAGGCCCACUGUCGUGGAUCCUAAGGAUCCUGUCACUGGCUUUAAGGUAUCUUCGGGUGAGAUACAUUUUAAAGACAUUGAGUUCCAUUAUCCGAACAGACCUGGCAUUACGGUUCUGCAGCAGCUCAACCUUGAGGUACCAAAUGGGAAAACGAUAGCUUUAGUCGGUCGAAGCGGUUGUGGCAAGAGCACGAUAAUACAGCUGUUGUUAAGAUACUACGACCCUUGUGCGGGUACCGUGUCAUUAGAUGGCGUGCCACUGCCCCGAUUACUGAUGAAGGACUUGCGCGCGAGCUUCGGGCUGGUGGCCCAGGAGCCAGUGCUGUUCGACUUGACAAUCGCACAGAACAUCGCUUUCGGACAGAACGACCGGGUGGUAACGCGCGACGAAAUCAUUGAAGUUGCGAAACAGGCCAAUGUGCACAGUUUUGUGGUCACUUUACCACUGGGCUACGACACAAACAUCGGCAAGAAAGGCACCCAACUGUCCGGGGGUCAGAAACAGCGGGUGGCAAUCGCGCGCGCGCUGCUUCGCAAACCCAAAAUUCUGCUGCUAGACGAGGCUACCAGCGCACUAGACACCGAGAGCGAAAAGGUAGUCCAAGAAGCGCUAGAGUCUGCCGCGGCGGGACGCACAUGCGUCAUGAUUGCGCAUCGCCUGAGCACCGUACGCUCCGCCGACCUUAUCUGCGUACUACAGAACGGUCGUGUCGCUGAGCAGGGCACGCACCAGGAACUCAUGGACCGCCGUCAGCUGUACUACCACAUGCACACCAACCAAAUAACUGAAAGCAAAAAUCCAGAUUUCCCAGUAGGCGCGCUGGUUAUGGGCCACUUCGGGUGGCGCACGCACACGAUCGUUCACCCUGACAACGAGAAGCUGUGCGGGCAGAAGCCAUACAUGUAUAAAUUGCCGGAUUUCGGAGGACUGCCCGUGGAGUUGGGGCUGAGUAUGUGUGGGAGAGUUGGCAAUACUGCCUAUUUCGGCUUCACGGAAAUCUGCAAACCAGUAGCUGGAGAAACUGUAGUAGUGUCUGGAGCGGCGGGCGCCGUCGGCUCGCACGUUGGACAAAUUGCUAAAAUUUUAGGUUGCAAAGUAAUCGGUAUAGCCGGGUCGGACAACAAAUGCGCCUGGCUAGUCAACGAGCUAGGUUUCGAUUACGCGGCCAACUACAAAACCGAAAACAUCGCAGACUACCUCAAAAAGAACGCUCCCAACGGCGUGGACUGUUACUUUGACAACGUAGGUGGGGAGCUUAGCAGCACUGUAGUGGCGCAUAUGAACGAGUUCGGCAGGGUCGCCGUGUGCGGGGCUAUCUCGAUCUAUAAUGAGACUGAUCCUAUGAAGCGUAAAGUACAGAUCUAUCAGAUAAAGCAAGCGUAUUUAAGAGCCGCAAUGCACCAGGAUAUAGCCUAUUUCGACCAGCAACAGACAGGGGACUUUGCUUCGAAAAUGGCAGAUGAUAUUCUGAAACUAGAGGAUGGCAUCGGUCUUAAGGUAUCAACCUUCGUGUACAACAUGACUGGCUCCAUGAGCGCCUUCGUCAUGGCGUUCCUCAAGGGAUGGAAACUCACGCUCCUUUGCCUCAUAAUGGCCCCCAUAGCAAACCGAUUGGUCAAGAAAGAAACAGUUGAGAGCGGUCGAGCAAGCGCCAUUGCCGAAGAAGUGAUCAGUUCAGUCCGUACCGUGUAUGCGUACAAUGGGCAGGAAAAGGAAAUCGAGAGAUAUAAGGAGCCUCUUGCUAAAGCACGACAAAUUCGUAUAAAGAAAGGCGCGGCCGCCCAAAUCUUCCGCCUCAUAGACAACACGCCCAGUAUAAAUCCUUAUAAGGAGACGGGACUGAAACCUUUGAGUUUUCAAGGCAAUAUAGACCUCAAAAAUGUUAUGUUCAAUUAUCCUACAAGACCGGAUGUAAUGGUCCUUAAAAACAUCAACUUAAGUAUAAAGCGAGGGCAGUCAGUGGCGCUCGUGGGGCACUCUGGUUGUGGAAAAUCCUCCAUCAUACAACUUUUAACCAGAUUCUAUGAUGUCGAUGCAGGCAGCGUGCGCAUGGACGGGCACGACGUUCGCAAUCUAUCAGUGCGGUGGUUGCGCGCACAAAUCGGUCUGGUGGGGCAGGAGCCUGUGCUGUUCAACACGACUGUCCGCGAGAAUAUCCGCUACGGCCGGGAGGACGCCUCCAACGCCGACAUACGAGCGGCCGCUGAGCAGGCGAACGCGCAUCAUUUCAUAAUCAAAUUACCUAUGGGUUACGACACGCUCGUCGGAGAGCGAGGUGUCUCCAUGUCAGGAGGCCAGAAGCAGCGCAUAGCCAUCGCCCGUGCUCUAGUGCGCAACCCUAGCAUCUUGCUUCUGGAUGAAGCCACCAGCGCGCUUGACAUGGCUUCAGAAUUGGAGGUUCAACUGGCUUUGGAAAAGGCUUCAAAAGGACGAACAACCGUAAUCGUAGCUCACCGGUUAUCGACGAUCAGGAACGCGAAUUUAAUCUGUGUGAUAAAAGACGGAGUCAUUGCUGAAGAAGGAAGCCACACGGAAUUGGUCGCCAAGAAAGGGAUCUAUUACGAAAUGGUGAAGCUUCAGGAGCCAGAUUUUAUUGAUGCUGGAUCUGUGCACAAGGACAUAUCUAUAAGUGAACAUGAUAUUCCGGAUGGUACACCAGCUUUAUCUCAAGAAGAAGAGAAGGAAGUAAAACGAGUAAGUUAUAGAAAUGCCCUAGCGCUUAACGCACCGGAAUGGAAGUGGAUAUUAGUCGGAUGCAUCUGUGGUUUUAUUGUGGGAUUCACAUUACCUCUAGCUGUUCUGGCUUUUGGCCAGUUAUUCGGGUCAUUAUCCAAUCCAGAUCCAGGUCUCAUGUUAAAAAACGUAUCUCACAUAUCAUUGGCAUGUGUUGGCAUAGGCCUCGCCAUUGGAUCUUCGUACUUUUUACAAGCGGUGUGUUUUGGGCUGGCGGGCGCGCACCUCACAGAGCGCCUGCGAUCAAAAAUGUUUACGCAUAUGCUACACCAGGACAUCGCGUUCUUCGACGAGCGAGCUAAUUCUACGGGCGCGCUAUGCGCACGGCUGUCUGCUGAGGCGGCACACGUGCAGGGAGCAACAGGUCAUCGAAUCAGCACAUUAGUUCAAUGCAUUGGCACCGUUGUCCUAUCCCUGGGCCUGGCCAUGACAUCCGAAUGGCGGGUAGCUUUGGUGGCACUGGCAUUUGUUCCUCUCGUGUUGCCCGUCUUUUACUACCAAAAUGGCAUCGCUACCAUUGUGGCUUCAAUGAAUGCUAAGGCUGUUGAGAAGAGCACUCAGAUAGCAGUAGACGCGUUGUCCAACAUCCGCACGGUAGCGUCCCUGGGACGCGAAUGCUUUGUACGGGACUACGUAGCUCAGCUGGCCCUGACGCUGCCGUUCGCCAAACGCGGAGCUCAUCUCUUUGGCCUAGUCACCGGCCUGUCCCGAGCCAUGUUCAACUGGAUGAACUCUGCAGCCCUCGUUUACGGCGGAUACCGGGUCGCAUACGAGCGAUUGCCUUAUGAGAAAAUUUUGAUCACAACGCAAUGUAUUCAAAUGGCUGCAGGCACAGCGAACGAAGUGUUGUCGUACAUGCCCGACUUCCAGAAGGGAAUGUCGGCGGCGGCUCGUGUGUUGGAUCUGCUGAACACGAGGCCCACUGUCGUGGAUCCUAAGGAUCCUGUCACUGGCUUUAAGGUAUCUUCGGGUGAGAUACAUUUUAAAGACAUUGAGUUCCAUUAUCCGAACAGACCUGGCAUUACGGUUCUGCAGCAGCUCAACCUUGAGGUACCAAAUGGGAAAACGAUAGCUUUAGUCGGUCGAAGCGGUUGUGGCAAGAGCACGAUAAUACAGCUGUUGUUAAGAUACUACGACCCUUGUGCGGGUACCGUGUCAUUAGAUGGCGUGCCACUGCCCCGAUUACUGAUGAAGGACUUGCGCGCGAGCUUCGGGCUGGUGGCCCAGGAGCCAGUGCUGUUCGACUUGACAAUCGCACAGAACAUCGCUUUCGGACAGAACGACCGGGUGGUAACGCGCGACGAAAUCAUUGAAGUUGCGAAACAGGCCAAUGUGCACAGUUUUGUGGUCACUUUACCACUGGGCUACGACACAAACAUCGGCAAGAAAGGCACCCAACUGUCCGGGGGUCAGAAACAGCGGGUGGCAAUCGCGCGCGCGCUGCUUCGCAAACCCAAAAUUCUGCUGCUAGACGAGGCUACCAGCGCACUAGACACCGAGAGCGAAAAGGUAGUCCAAGAAGCGCUAGAGUCUGCCGCGGCGGGACGCACAUGCGUCAUGAUUGCGCAUCGCCUGAGCACCGUACGCUCCGCCGACCUUAUCUGCGUACUACAGAACGGUCGUGUCGCUGAGCAGGGCACGCACCAGGAACUCAUGGACCGCCGUCAGCUGUACUACCACAUGCACACCAACCAGUAGCUACCGAUACUCACUGACUCGCACCGCGCUGCCGACCUCAUUUCCGUGCUGCAAGGCAGCUGCGUCGCUGAGCGUAGCACGCACACCAACCAAUAGCUGCCCCACCGCGGAAGACAGACGGAACUUCUUAUCUCUCGCUAGAUGUCGCCAUUACACUGAAGCUAGUAGCGCCAUCUUGUAACAACAAAAUUAAACAUUAAUAAAUAGCGUGAAGAUUCUGCGCGUUGUUCACUAUCAUUUAUCAU